AUGAUAUUGUAUCCUGUUGGUCAGCAGAGGUAACUUUAUCAAUCUGUGAACUUUCAGACUUAGUCUUACAAAAAUAAUAAAUUAAAUUAAUAUUGAUACACAUUGCCUGGUCUAGCGAUACAUUAAUAUUAUUUGUGUGUUUUUUAAAUCACUAUAUUAAGCUGUCAAAGUCUGAAAGUUUGCUGAAGGACCUGUCAAAAACAUUUCUCUUUAUCUUGAAAACAGUGUAAGUUGUGAUAGAUAUGGUGUUAAGGCAACAUCUGGAAGAGUCUUAAUCCAGGCAAGAUUGGGGGAAACUGGUAUACAUGGUUUCCAAAUUGCUCCUUAGGUGACAGUGCAGCGGUGCAUUAGUUGUGGUCACUAUGCUUGCCACUAAAUUACAGAUCAAUUCUUUUUGGACCUCAAGAGUUGUCUAGAUGAAGGGGCAUUUUUAGUCUAUUAAAUCAGUGGUUUGUUCGCUCUUGUGCAAUCAAAAGUAAGGAUUUUUUACAGACCCCGUUACUUCAUCACCUUCGCCACUAUCAGAAGGAAGAAAAUUAUUUGAAUUAUCACAAAAUACCUCAAGAAAAUUUUAAACAGUUAAUGUACAAAAAAAUUCUUUAAUUCGUUAACUGUUACUAGUGUCCAGAAUUAUUUCUGGAAGCACAUAUCUAACCCAAGUUUAGUGUCACAUCUGAAAUUUGUAGCCCCAACAUUUAAUUUGAUCACACAUAACAUUUACUAUAUUAGUUCAAAUUAAGAGAUUAAAGGUGAGAUACAAAAUAUGAAAAAUAAAUUCCAAACGUUUUUUAUUUAUUAAAUAUAGUCACAUGGCCCAAAAUGUGCCAGUUGAACUGCACAUGCACGAAGCAUUGUUUGCUGCCAAGUCGGAAACAUAAAACUUUCAAAUACCCUCAUUUUAUCAUUACUUACACACUAUCAAUUUUUAUUGUUAGUGAAAUUUAAGGACUUUUAAAGGUCCUUAUUCAAAUAAAGGCAAAUAAAGGACCUUUUAAAAGGAUAUUAGGGAAGCUUACGAAGUGCCAAUUGCUGGGAAGUAAGGAGUUUGGGUGAAGAGUGUCACACAACAUUGGCCAGUGAAAGAGUCUUGUCUGUGCAUCGGGCUGGCUGGUGUGCAAGUGGAAGGUGUUCGUGGAGUUUACUGCACAGUCUGUGCAACUGUGACUGUAGAACAAAUAAAUACUCUACUGCAAAUGUUUCUGAUAAUAGUACUGAUUGUGUUAGCUAUUUAGUAAGUUGAGUAGUAUCUGUAUAUCUUUUUCUGGAAAUCACUCCAUGGAAAUUAUGGAUUGGUUUCUCCUUCAUUCAAGACAAAUGUUCGUUAUCAAAGCAUUCAAGCUCUUUGAUUUGUGUGUAUGUGUAGCCAAUAUUUGAAGACCUCACUGUCCGAGAUGUGCAAUAGGUAACUAAGGGAUUCCAUCCCAUGGGGUAGAAAUUGUAACUGCAGAGACUGAGACCUAGUUUUUUGAAGUAGUUUUGGCUCAUCUGCUAGAUAGUAGCGUUUACUUAUGUAGCUACAUUGAUUUUGAAAAGUUAUCAGGAAUAUAUCCCAGUGAGAAUUAAUUUAUUUUAUUUUGAUGGCCACAUAUUUUUGUGGUGUGGCAUACCAGAAAUUUUGCAUAUCAUACAAAUUUAUAUAUUCACUCAUUUUUUUUUUUUAAAUUACAAAAACGCAUUAAGUGCCUCUCACACAGUUAAAUCUCUGUUUCUAAGCAAUUAGUCAAGUAGUUAAAUUAAAUUUUUUUUAACACUUUGGAUUUGAACCUCGAACUUUGAAGCUGUGUUUGCUCUGGUCUUGAACUACACUGUAGGACAUGGCCAACUCAUUUCCCAAUAGUUUGUGUGUGAUGCGCCUACAACGACAACGAAAGAGGCAUAAAUUACAAUUAAAACUGCAUAUUUCUUUUUCACUCUCACGGUAGCGGUAGAGGAAUUCGUAAACAAUCGACUUUUGUUAUGUAUUCAAUUGUGCGGCGAACAAUAGAUUGAUUCGUUGAGGCAACUGUGGCCGGGAAGCGCAGUUGAAGAGGUUAUUUGCAACAACGGAGUGAGUAUUCUGGAUGCCAGCGACUGUCCGCGUGUGCGUGGCGUCGCGCGUAUCGACUAGCGACUAUCGAGAGUCGCCGCGCGAGAUCGACUCGGCGUCGGCUUGCGGCGCUGCCCGACGGGGACCGCGCUCGGGCAGUCGUGCGUUCGUCUCGCCCGAGAGAGCGUCUGUUGCCUGGGAGUCCACGCGUCCUGGCUGUCAAUGAACCGACCUGGUGUCGACCGGCGGGGAAGAUGAGGCGGUGUUGGCGCGGCUCCAGCGAAGUGAUCGCUCGUUCAGGUACCAGUGUUCCAGUUUUGAGGGACUGACGUUUAUCAAACGAUAAUGGAUUUAACUCCUAAGAUUACUGACAUCAACAUGGCAGAUCAAAAGAAAGCUAAGAUCGAGCGUGCUGUUAGCAUGAAUGUGGAUAAGAUCCCACUAACAGUGAGGACCAAGUACAAGACAGCCUCAGCAUCCCUCAGAACUCGGUGGAAGACUCUGAGGAUGGACCAAGGUUUCCGUGACUCUGUGAUUUCAAGAAAGGAUGACACUAUACACGAUUACCACUGUGUUAAGCAUGGUCGCUCGCCGCCAGUAGAUGACAUUGUUUUUUUUGAGAGUCUGGAAGAUAUUUCCACAGUUCCAGAGGUUACAAUGCAGAUUUGUGCAGACUACAUUCGUCAAAAUAUUAUUGACCAAAUGAGAUUUGUCUCUGACCAUGAAGAGUUGCUGUCGAGGAUAGAACGAGGCGAGUUAACUGAUGCCAAUGUUGAAGAAGUUCUCCGUGGCUGUACAGUAACAGAGAAGAACUUGUGUCUGUUAUGGGCAGCAUUUCUGAAGCGAGAAGAUCUUUUGGAAGGCUUGCUUAGGUGUGGUGCAGAUGUCAAUUAUACUGAGCCUGUAGAGGGUUUCAGUGCUCUCCACUUGGGUGCUUUUGUUGGGUGUAUCAACACUUGCCAGUUUCUAAUCUCAAAUGGUGCUUCAGUCAAUCUUGCUCCAAAAAGUUACUCCCCAUUGCACAGUGCAGCCUUUGGGAACUCUCAUAGAGUAUUGAAGUUGUUACUUGAUAAUGGUGCAAAAGUUGACAACAUACCUGGCAAGGGAUUAGGAGGUAAUCUGUAUGGAAGCCCAUUGCACUCAGCAGUUAAGGCCAAUGCUAUCGACUGUGUUGAGUUGUUGGUGACUGAAGGUGGAGGGAUAAAUGCUUUGGGACCAGGUGGGUACACACCGCUGCACAUUGCUGCUGAUCUUGGCCACGCCGGCUGCAUGAAGAUCCUUCUGGAAAUUGCUCAUGCCAAUCCAAAUGUCAAGACUGCGGAGAAGCGUGCAUCAGCACUGCAUCUGGCAGCAGAAGGUGGCUUUCACGAAUGUGUGUGCAUGUUGCUGGAGCAUGGGGCGGAAGCUGACGUGAGGAAUAUCCGGGGACAGACUCCCCUCCAUCUCGCAGCGAAAGCACAGUCUGUUGAUUGUGUGGAGACUUUGCUCAAGGUGGGAGGCUGUGAUGUGAACACUCUAGAUGUUGAUAAGCGGAGCCCAUUACAUGCUGCAGUCUGUAGAACGUUGCUUGCUUUUGAAGUUGUAGAGGUGCUGAUUUCCUGGCGAGCAGAUGUUAAUGCUCAAGACAAGUAUGGGUAUACACCUCUUCAUGUUGCUGCUCUUAAUGAGUUAGCACAAUGUGUAGAGACACUCAUUUACCAUGGAGCAGACAUCACUGCUAGGAGCAAGAAUGGGACCACAGCUUUGAGCAUAAUCACUCGAAAAACUCCAGGUUCAAUUAGCAUGCUUUAUCAGAAACUGGAUUCAUCUAUUUCUCUUCAUGAUCCAGAAGCUACUAAUAGAGAAGUGGAGCUGAAAUUGGACUUUAGAGUUCUUCUUCAACACAGCAGGAGAGGUGAAAUAUCUUUUUUGAAGACUUUGGUAGAUGAAGGACAAAAGGAGGUACUACAACAUCCGCUUUGUGAGGCUUUUCUUCAUUUGAAAUGGCAGAAGAUACGUAAAUACUAUGUCAGUAGGUUGUUGUUCAAUUUCAUUUUUGUUGUGGCUCUAACCCUUUAUGUUUGGAUGGCUCUCGCACACAAUUGUUUCAAUGAAACCAAACGUGACCUUAAUGCAACACAAGAAUCAAAUGACCUUUGUCAAAACAAUUCGGUCGUCAGUAAACUUAUUCAGAAACAUCCCUUUAUUGUUGAGAUCGAGUGGUUUGUGCUAGUUUUCAUCACGGUGUGCGAGACAGUACGGAAGGUUUAUGGCAUAGCGGGUUAUAGGUACUCUUCUGUAUGGCAUUAUUUGUCACAGCUGGACAACAUUGUAGAGUGGUUAGUAAUUAUCUGUGUGUUUGUAAUAUCCUUCAUUUAUACAGGACGCACAUACAGUUGGCAGAAUCACAUAGGAGCUUUGGCUGUUUUGUGUGCCUGGACAAACCUAAUGGUGAUGAUAGGACAGUUGCCAAUGUUGGGUUCUUAUGUUGCUAUGUACACAAGGGUUCAAAAAGAAUUUUUGAAGUUGCUAACUGCUUACGUCUGUUUGCUGAUUGGGUUCACCAUAACUUUCUGCGUAAUUUUCCCCACGUCGUCAGCUUUUGCAAACCCUUUCAUCGGACUCAUUAAAGUGUUGGUGAUGAUGACCGGUGAACUCGACUUGGAUCUUGUGCUCGAAGGCAGUGGGAAGAAACCGGCUUUCCUACUGGAGAUCAGUGCACAGGUUACCUUCAUUCUGUUCCUUCUUUUCGUGACGGUGAUCCUCAUGAAUCUGCUGGUGGGCAUAGCUGUCCACGACAUUCAGGGACUCCAGAAAACUGCGGGGCUGUUGAAGCUGGUCCGCCAGACCAACCUGAUAGCCUACACGGAGUUGGCGCUGUUCUGUGGCUACCUGCCGCGGUAUUGCCUCGGCCUGCUGCAGUCGACGGCGCUCGUCUCGCCGUCUGCGUACCGGGUGGUGCUGCACGUGAAGCCCCUCAACCCCCAAGAGAAGAGGCUGCCGUUCGACGUCCUGCAGAAUGCCUACGAUGUGGCCAAACGAAGGAAACACAAUGGCCACACCAUAUCGUCGCGCGGCUCCACCAAUACCACGUCAUCCGCCUGCACGAGGUUUCGCACUUCCGUUUACGACCCUAACAUUCAAGCUCUGUACGCCAAUUUGGAUGAAAACUCUAGAACUAUAAACCAUCUAAUGGGAGAUAUUGUUGAGAUUAAAAAACUAAUGAAGUUAAAUGAAAUACUAAUGCAGGAUAUAUUAGAUUCUUUAAAUAAAAAAACUAGUAGCUGUUAGCUCCUAUUUUUUUUUUUAAAUUUUAAAUAAAUUAGUUUAUAUUUUAACUUUAAUUUAUGUGACGUUUAUACAGUUAAGCCUUCCAAUCAAAUUUAGCUUUGAAUUUCAUUCAGUAAAAGCAAUGUGUGUAACCUCCUUUUUAGCUUAAGAUUGUGAUGAAGCAAAGUAAAUUCAUUUUUAGAAUAAAUAAUUAUGCAUACAUUUAACUAUAAGUUACCAGCCUUUUCAUUGAAACAAGUAGCUAUAACUAUUUUGGUAAACCAUUAUUUCAAUGGCAAUGUUAAUGGCUUCAUAAAAUUAUUAGGUUGGUUUUUAAUGAAUGGUUAGUUUUUUGAAGCUCUAGUUUGUUGACAGUAUCAUUCAUCUAUUAUGUUAAAUAGUUUAUAUUUUUGAUGUAAUUAGGCAUGACCAAACUGAGGAAUAAAGAUCAAACUUAAGCUUUCAUUCUAAGAUGUGAUCUCCUAAUGUCUAUUACACUCACAAACGUUUUUGGUAUAGUUUUUAAAGAAAUAAUUUCAAGUCUUGGUGGCAUAAUGUUUAGAAAUUAAAAUUUUGCUUAAAUGUAACUAUCCAAAACAGUCGUAACUGUGCUUUUUUUUAUAUAUUUUUCAUUGAGAGUAGAUAAAAACAUGUAAUACAAGUAAAAGCUUCUUGGGAUUGUUUGUCACAAUCAGCUCUUCAUAUAAGGUGUAAUUUUUUUUUUGGUAUUUGGAAAGUAUGUCUAUGUAAAACACUGAAAAAUAAGUUUAUCACAUCUGGAUAAGAACCAAUGAUUGAAACAGUGUUACAUUAAAAUUCCGUUUGUGAUAUGGUUUUUUUUAGUGUUGUACUAGAGAUUUAAUUACAGGUUAUUAAUUUAUGUAUAGAUUUUUCUGUGUUUGUAAUUGAUAUUGUUGGUGUGCAAAAGUAUUAAAAUUGCCUGUUAGCAGGAGAACUGACUUUGUGCAUUGUGUAAUAAAACGUAUGAUAUAUUUUAUGUGUACCGGUGCUCAUGUAAUUGAAUUGGUACAGGGCCGUAGAGAGAAAUUUUGGGCCAGGGGGCUGAAAAUGUUACCGGCCAUAACUGUACGUGUGACCUGUGCAUUUAGCAUAACUUGUAAGGUUUAUAAUGAACUCUAUUAGCAAUAGAAUUGUAAUUCUGUCAUACUAUUAGAUUAAACUCAUGCGUGUAAAAAAAAAAAAA
This is a messenger RNA of Bacillus rossius redtenbacheri, 6479 nucleotides long. It is a transcript of the gene wtrw, whose product is annotated as transient receptor potential channel pyrexia. The record is from RefSeq and is a predicted model, not a curated record. Gene Ontology annotation, cellular component: membrane. The transcript has 2 exons. Gene Ontology annotation, molecular function: protein binding; monoatomic ion channel activity. Gene Ontology annotation, biological process: monoatomic ion transport; transmembrane transport. Bases 2372 to 5296 code for a protein of 974 amino acids. NCBI's taxonomy places the organism in Eukaryota, Metazoa, Arthropoda, Insecta, Phasmatodea, Bacillidae.